Branchiostoma belcheri (Belcher's lancelet) is the source of this 876-nucleotide messenger RNA. RefSeq names its product transmembrane protein 14C-like. The transcript has 3 exons. Gene Ontology annotation, cellular component: mitochondrial membrane. The record is from RefSeq and is a predicted model, not a curated record. The coding region runs from base 61 to 369 and encodes 102 amino acids. Gene Ontology annotation, biological process: regulation of heme biosynthetic process. NCBI's taxonomy places the organism in Eukaryota, Metazoa, Chordata, Leptocardii, Amphioxiformes, Branchiostomatidae.
ACACUGAACUUCCUUCGGGUUUGAGCCCUGUUCAUCUGAAAGUGCCAGGUGAUCAUCACCAUGACUGACUUUGCCUCCAUUGGGUUUGCACUUGUUGUAGCCUUGGGUGGGAUCCUGGGCUAUGUAAGGAAAGGCAGUGUCAUGUCCCUGGGAGCAGGCCUGGUGUUUGGGGGACUGAUGGGUGUGGGAGCCUACCAGACAUCUGUCAACCCCAACAAUUACCUGCUUUCCCUGGGAACCUCUGGAGUGCUGACUGCAGUGAUGGGCUCGAGGUUCAUCAACUCGGGGAAGUUCAUGCCUGCAGGCCUGGUGGCUGGGCUGAGUCUGCUGAUGGUGGCCAGGUUCGGGUACAGGGCCAUCUCCAACUGAGUUGGGACUACUGCAACCAGAGCUUAGCUCUGUCGGGAACUUGGGAUCCAUUCCUAAUCUAUCCAUCUUUAGUUACUACUUUUUACCAUUUAGCCUUUGUGUAGAUAUGCUCAAGAUUUUAAGAUGCACCAGUAAGCACACAAGAGCACUGGAUAAUGAAGAUAUUUGUUGGAUGUAGACAGUCAGCAAUAGGUGAUAGAUGAUGCAUAUCUAAGAGCUAAUGAAGUAUUUGUCAAACAUUAAACAUAAUUUCUAUCAUCAAAGUUAUAUUAAUCCACUGUCAAAAUUGUGCUAAACUCACAAUAUAGGGUGUAGAGCAGAAAGAUAUUGCUUGGAACAGAGUGUGUAGCGUAGGCUGUCUGUGCCUACUGACUUUCAUAUUUCAUAACUGUGAUAAGACUGCAACUGUGCUGUGAUGCAAAGAUGUUUAUAUAUUUGGAAUUCCACCAGGGAAAUAUGACAGUUGAAAAGGUGAUGAAUAAAGUCACUGCUUCAUUGCUGGCAUAG